AUGCUGCAUUCCCAAUCCUGCCAAGUGGAUACUCAACAGGUUUUGAUGCUUAGUACACUCGGGCUCUCGCGCGGCAUCGUAGCGCCCGUGCUAGCCUUCCCCUCGGUUCCCGAAACGACGCGCAACGAGAUCUGGGCCUGGUACGCGUAUUACAUCGGCGCCAAUGGGCUCGCGCUCUUCAACUUCGGCCCCACGGCCUUCCAAAACCUCCUGUCUCAAGCCGCGCCCGCCGACACUGGGCUCCUCGAUUUCGCAGGCGGUUCGCACAAUGUGAAUUCCAUCGUGCUCCUCAGCAACGGCAUUAGUUUCGCCAUCCAAGCCGCUUUGUUCCUGGCCAUAGGCGCUUACGCGGAUUUCGGGACCGGCAGACGGUGGAUCUUGGUGUUUUUCAGCCUGGCGAGUUACGGCAUUGGGUUCGCAUGGCUCGCGGUGCACGAGCCGGCCAAUUGGAAGGUGGGCGCGGGGCUGUACAUGGUGGGGUUAAUCUGCUACCAGCUAACGCUAACGUACUGGACGGCGGCGUUCCCGGCACUGGCGAGGAACACGCCCAGACUACGAGAGGCGGCGCGGAAGUAUGCCGAGGGGGGGAUGACGCAGCGCGAGUACGAUGUCGAGGACGAGGUGGAGCGGAGCCGGUUGAGCAACGUGGCGUUUUACGUACAGAGCGUCGGGGAGGUGUUUAUCCUGGCCGUUAUCGUGGGCGUGAUGUUUGCGGUGCAUGUUACGGCGAGCACGGAGGCGAAUAACUGGGGGCUGAGCGUUUUGAUUGCGGUUGCGACGGCGUUUUGGGCGGCGCUUUCGAUUCCGUGGUUUUUCAUGGAGAAGAAGAGGCCGGGGUUGAAGAUCCCGAAGGGCAAGAACAUCAUCACGGUGGGGCUGUGGCAGCUGUGGUUGGCGCUGACGCAGAUUUGGAGCCUGAGGCAGAGUCUGAUUUACCUUGUCGGGUACUUCCUGCUCGGCGACUCGCUCAAUACGACAGUUACCGUCAUCGGAACCCUGCAGAACGAGGUGGUCGCGUACGACACGCUCACUCUGACGUACCUGCUGAUCGUGGGCAUCGUCGCCCAGGCCGUGGGCAUCGGCACCUUCUGGCUCAUCCAGAAGUACAUGCACUUCAGCGCCAAGGCCAUGUUCAACGCUGUCAUGGUCGGCAUCAUUCUACUCGACGGCUGGGGCAUGAUCGGAAACUGGACCGACAAGUUUGGCUUCCACAACGUCUGGGAAUUUUGGCUUUAUCAGGCUUUCUACGGCUUGUUCGUAUGUCCCUGGUACUCGUACUCGCAGAUCCUCAUCUCUUCUGUGACCCCUCGAGGACACGAGUUCCUCUUCUUCAGUUUCUUCAGCAUCGUCGGCAAGACGUCGUCAUUUAUCGGUCCGCUGGUGAGCAGUGCCAUAAUCGACGCUUCGCCGGGCGGAGACGACAAUAGUUCGCCCUUUUACUUCCUGUUUGCCCUGAGCCUCGUCAGUGCCGCAGGUAUAUGGAUAUUUUUGGAUUUAGAGAAGAGCGCAAGGGAGCAAGAGGCAUUCUUGGCUAAGGAGAAGGCCAAGCUGGAUUUGGAGACUAGCAGCACACGUACAUAG
Pseudomassariella vexata is the source of this 1581-nucleotide messenger RNA. RefSeq names its product autophagy-related protein 22-like protein. The record is from RefSeq and is a predicted model, not a curated record. Lineage: Eukaryota; Fungi; Ascomycota; Sordariomycetes; Amphisphaeriales; Pseudomassariaceae. Bases 1 to 1581 code for a protein of 526 amino acids. The transcript is spliced from 2 exons.